Ahaetulla prasina is the source of this 3334-nucleotide messenger RNA. It is a transcript of the gene MARVELD2, whose product is annotated as MARVEL domain containing 2. Lineage: Eukaryota; Metazoa; Chordata; Lepidosauria; Squamata; Colubridae. Gene Ontology annotation, cellular component: bicellular tight junction; cytoplasmic vesicle; apical plasma membrane. The record is from RefSeq and is a predicted model, not a curated record. Gene Ontology annotation, biological process: bicellular tight junction assembly. The transcript has 7 exons. The coding region runs from base 324 to 1946 and encodes 540 amino acids.
AAAGAUUACGAUUUUUGUAAUCGGGGACGGGAGGAUGCAACGGGGUGUGUGGCGCAGAAAGCGGAAGCAAGCCACCUGUGUCGUCCUUCCCAGGCCUACCUGAAGCAAGCGAGCCAGGUAGGGAGGGCAGCGUUAGCAGCCCGAAGGGCCUCGCGCAUGACCAGAUGGGCGGAACGAUGGGUUGAGGCUGAGACGCCCCCGAAAGUAACCGCCUCCGGGAAAAGGGAGACGGAAACGGGAUUGUUCUUCUGGCCGUUGCGCCUCCGUCCGUAGCGGGAUAUUUCUGCCCGCCCUUUUUGUCUGAAAGAGGGAAGAGGUCACAGAUGUCUUCAAGGAAUACAUCAGUGGAGCACAGAAGUGGGCAGCAAAGUCGUUCUGUCCAUUAUGAUAAAGUAUAUGUGGAUUCCCCUUCCCCAGAAGAUGCUGAGGAGAUAUUAAAUUCGGAACCUUUGCCACCGCCUCUUCCAUUACAGCCACCAUUUGGACCUGAAUUUUAUCCAAGUGACGAUGAAGAGUCGUCUGAAAUGCCUGAUCUCAAACCAGUGAGAAAAUUCAUUCCUGAUUCAUGGAAAAACUUCUUCAGAGGAAAACGAGGUGAUCCUGAAUGGAAAAAGCCAGUAUCUGCCAUUUCAGAUGGAACUCAAUGUUCUCCACCAUCAUCUCCAACACUUACUCCAGUGAAAGCAGACCAUACUUCAACACCAAGUACUUAUCAAGAUCCAUAUGGAGGAUCAGGAGGGACUUACAAUUCACGAAAAGAAGCUGAAGGUAUUCUCCCCCCAGAUCCAUAUGGUUCUCUGGGAAGGCAGACUCAGGCUCUGACAUACAGUGAGAAAGUAGAAGCUUUUAACCUGAGAUAUUCCUACAUGAAAUCUUGGGCAGGAUUGCUUAGAAUCUUGGCUGUUGUUGAACUGCUCUUAGGUGCAGCUGUAUUUGCCUGUGUCACAGCUUAUAUUCACAAAGACAAUGAGUGGUAUAACAUGUUUGGCUUUUCACAACCAUAUGGCUAUGGUGCAAGCAGCAUGUAUGGUGGUUAUUAUUACAGUGGACCCAAAACUCCUUUUGUUCUUGUUGUAGCAGCGCUUGUUUGGAUAGUGACUAUCAUACUUCUAGUACUUGGUAUGUCAAUGUACUACAGAACUAUUCUUCUGGAUUCCCACUGGUGGCCUUUAACUGAAUUUGGAAUCAAUGUGGCCUUGUUUAUUUUAUAUAUGUCAGCUGCUAUUGUCUAUGUAAAUGAUGCAAACAGAGGAGGACUUUGCUCAUAUUCAUUAUUUAACACACCACUGAAUGCUGCUUUUUGCCGUAUAGAAGGGGGACAGACAGCAGGAAUAAUUUUUUUGUUUGUAACAAUGAUUAUAUAUCUCAUCGGUGCAAUUGUUUGCCUAAAAUUAUGGAGACAUGAAACUGCACGCAGACACAGAGAGUUCAUGGAAGAGCAGAUGAAGUCACAAUCAUUUGCCCCAAAGAGAAUGUAUGAAGAUCAUGAAAAUGACACAUCCAAGGUAGCAAUAAAGACACUGAAGGGUACAGAAAUGAAGCCUGAAGUACUUAAUGGCCAUAUACCAGCAGGACAUAUUCCUAAACCAAUAGUGAUGCCAGAUUACUUAGCAAAAUAUCCAGCAAUUCGGACAAAUGAGGAAAGAGACCGUUAUAAAGCUGUAUUUAAUGAUCAGUUUUCUGAAUAUAAAGAACUGUCUUCCGAAGUUCAGGCAGUUUUGAAGAAAUUUGAUGAGUUAGAUGCACUUAUGAGGAAGCUUCCUCAGCAUCCUGGAAAUACUCUUGAACACGACAGAAUCGCCAAUGUUCUCCAACAGUAUAAAAAGAAAAAGAAUGAUCCCACAUUUCAGGAGAAGAAAGAACGAUGUGAAUAUCUAAAGAACAAACUUUCUCACAUAAAACAAAGAAUUCAGGAAUAUGACAAAAUUAUCAACUGGAAUACUUAAAAUGACUCUAGUUUUACCAACAAGUUUUUUUUUUACCAUUUUAAAAUAUUUAUUGCCAUUAUUGUAAAUUUUUCUUGUAAAAUUAGCAACUAAAAUGUAGUAUGUAUAUUGUGAACUAAGGAAAAGUUUUAUCUACUGUAAGCUGGAAAAAGUUCUAAGAAUGUAGUUAAACCAUGUGCACUGUUGAUGAUCCUAUUCUAAAAACAGAUAAAAUUAGUAUCUUUUACUUUUUAAAUUCAAAAUAUUUGUAUUUCUGUCACUUAUAUAUUUUCCUAAAUAUGAAUAUACUGUAAACAGGUAUGACUUCCUUAAUUCCAUGUAUAGCUCAGUUACAUGAAAUGCAGUUUUUUAGAGAUCCAUGUGUAUUAAAAAUUGCUUUACAUCCUAUAUGCCACCUAACUAUUUAUGUGUAAUGACCUACUUGAAAGGACAGGGAACCAGAGUCUAGCCAUCUCCUCCUUUGUCAGGCAGGAACUUGGAUUCAGGUUCUACAGAACCCAAACCAUGUGUUUGGUGAUCUCAGUACUAGGAGCAUCAAUUCUUAAUUCCCUUUUAAAAAUCCCUAAUGAAGUGUUGCAUAGUUUGUGUUUAGGAGAAAGAUUCAAUGUUCCAUGGAACAUUGGACUGAGUUCUAUUUUGUAUAGGUGAUUAACAAAAAAAAAUUUUUUAUAUACAUUCUUUAUGUGAACUAAUAAAUAUUUUAGAUAUAUAACAAAGUUAAGUUUUUAUAUAGUACAAUCAUCUCGUUCAGCAAUUUUUUUUGGCUAGCCAUACAUUUUAAAAUUAAAUAAUUUUGAAAGUUUAAUAUUUGUAAAUCUUGGCAUUCUAAGCAAAAAUUGAAGUUGUAAUUUUGUGACCUGCAUCUAUUUUGCAACAACAUAGGUAUAUGAGAUUCCAUCUAACAGGCUGUGGCAUUUGAAAACAUCACAAUUAUGCAAAGUACAACCUUUUUGUUGGAAGGGUAGUUACCUUCAUGUUUUCUUGCUGGAUCAUAUGGAUAAGGAAACGGAAGUUCUGGGAUGAAUAUCAUUCUUUUAAAAUUGAUUCUGAUGUAGAAAGGGUUUAGAUACAUAUCAUUUUAUUUGAAAAUCUAUCCCAAAUUUAUUUUAUAGGUAAUGCAUUUUGAGCAUACAAGUGCAACCUUUCUCAGAUAAAGUUAUUAGCUUUGUUUGGGAAAAUAUCAUGAGGAAAGUAAUUGUUAAAAGAGAAUGUAAAUACUAUAAAAAAAAAACAACAUUCAACUUAAAUAUUUUCUGACUGAUACUGAAUCUUACUUUCCUGCUGAAAGACAGCCUUGUCUCAUUCAUAUACACACACACACACACACACACACACACACACACACACACACAGAUAGAUAGAUUUAUUUGAAUUGUCAACUAAUCUCA